CGUCGCCAGCAUGUCGGCCGCUCCGCCCACGUCGACGCAGCCGACGCUCAAGGUCAUGCGGCUCUACAAGCCGCGGCUCCACGUCGAGCAGUCCAACGGCCGCGACUUUGAGCUCUCCAACAUGCUCCUGCUGCCCGACAGCUUUGGGAACAUCUACCUCGGCGAGACCUUUAGCAGCUACAUUAGCGUCAUCAACCAGUUUGCGUGCGACCUGCAGCAAGUGGGCUUGACGGCCAAGCUCCAGACGCCGACAACGCGCAGCGAUCUCGCCGACACGCGCGUGUCCCGCGGCGGCUCGACGCCGCCACCCAACCCGAUGCCCGUGCUGCCGAGCGGCGGAAACCUCGACAUGGCGGUCGAGUAUGAGCUCAACGAAGUCGGCGUGCACACGCUCCGCGUCGGCGUCUCGUACUGUGACCCAGUCACGCUCGAGGCCAAGUCGCUGCGCAAGUUUUACCGCUUCAACGUGCUCAACCCGCUCACGAUCACGUUCAAGCACUUGCUCAUCCAGGAAGAGUCGUUUGUCGAGGCCAAGAUACAGAACAUCACGCAAGCGCCGUUGCACGUCGAGACCGUCCACUUCCUCGCGUCACCGCCCUUCCGCGCCGUCGAGCUCGCGACUGUCCGCGACCCCGAAACCGACCGCCAGGCGUACGUCGGACCGGAAGAGACACUGCAGCGCGUCUUCAAGGUCACGUCGCCGCAGCUCGAUCUGUCGCUUGGCACGCUCAACCUCGGCCGCCUGGAGGUUGCGUGGAAGAGCAGCAUGGGCGAGGCCGGGCGUCUCCAGACGCAGCCCGUCAUGCGCAAGGUCGGCAGUCUCAAGGAGGCCAGCGUCUCGAUCGUGGCACCCAAGCAGCCGCUUCGCGUGGGCCAACCGUUCGCUGCGACCUUCCUCGUGCACAACAACGGGACGCGGCCGAUGAACCUCCAGCUGCAGCUGCGCCGCGAGCUCAUGACGGGCAUCGUCUGCAGCGCGCUUUCGCACCAGAACGUGGGUGUUGUCUCACCCAACGGCAGCACGCAGCUGGACGUCGAGUUGCUGCCGCUUAUCGCAGGGCUGCAGCAGAUUCAAGGCGUCUUCAUCGUCGAGCUCGAGACGCACGUCGAGUAUCCGCAGGAGAAGACCUUGCACUUGCUCGUAAACUAAAUUUAGUCGAAACGAUACGACUAGACUGUGUC
Messenger RNA from Saprolegnia diclina VS20, 1182 nucleotides. RefSeq lists its product as hypothetical. Lineage: Eukaryota; Oomycota; Saprolegniomycetes; Saprolegniales; Saprolegniaceae. The coding region runs from base 11 to 1150 and encodes 379 amino acids. The transcript has 10 exons. The record is from RefSeq and is a predicted model, not a curated record. Gene Ontology annotation, cellular component: TRAPPIII protein complex.